GCAGCAGUCCUGAGGUGGACCAGGGGAUAAUCAAGGCGAUGUCUUCCCCCAGACUUAUUCCCCUGUGGAAGGAUCUUAAAUACCUUAUAAAUGACAUGAUACAUAAGCGCCAGCAAACAGAUGACCCAAAGACUGAUGUAGUUGUGUUGAGUGACCGGUCCCAGAUCCUGUUCAAAGAGUCUCGCCAUCCUCAAAAUAUGCCACUUAUAUGCUAUUAUGUCAGUGAUGCCAACUUCUUUGCUUCUCUCUCUUGGGUGACAACAAGCACAAAAGAAAUACAGGCUGUAAUAUGGAUGAAGAGCAAAACUGAGGACAUGGUGGAGAAGAGAACAUUCUCCAUGACCGAACGACUGCCGCCCAUCCAGUCCAUGGUCCACACGGGUUCCUUUCACAUCCUCGUGGUCUACUGUGGUGACCUGCUCCUGCGGCUCUUUGGGGACCACUUUCGGUCAUUCAAACCCCUGGGUGCAGUGCCCUGCCGCUUUAACAUCAACUGCCUCUGCUAUGACCCAGAAAUGAAGGUGCUUCUGUCGGGUAUCCUGGGGGCGGUGGUCACCUGGACCAUUGAGCGGAGUGGCAGGGGCCUCCAGAUAGCCCACAUGGUGUCCUUGCCUGGCGAUGAGCUUGUCCAGGAUAUCGUGUUGAACGGCCCCGAUGGCUCCCUUCUAGCCCUGUGUGAGACUGUGGUGAGGGUCCUUGAGCGCCAAGGCCACGGCCAGCUGGGAGAGGUGAAGAGGUUCACUUCCAUCACCGGCGGCUCCUCCAUCACCUGCUGCUUCACCUGUUUUGAUCAGGGCUUUCUCUAUGCUGGAAACAUGACUGGGGAAAUCCAAGCAUGGAGCCUCAGUCGGGGCCACUCUCUCCACAGCUUCAAGGCCCAUUUCUCAACAGUGAUAUGUAUCCGCAGCCGUCCAGAAGCCCACACCCUGCUAACAGCUGGCAAGGAAGGCUUCAUCAAGGAGUGGAACCUGACUUCGGGGAACCUGCUGCGGUGGCUAGAACUUGGCGAGGACCUGUACCGACUCCAGUUUAUUGACAGAGCUACUUUCUUCUGCCAGACCACCUAUUCCUUCUCCUUGCGCAGUCUGCCCUGCUUCUACAACCUCUUCCAUGUCUGUGGUUCUGCUCCCCAGCAGCUGCGACGGGUCCACUGUGGCAAUAGCUGGUUCCGGAUCCUGUGUGUUACUGAGGAUGGCCUGUUGCGGUUUGUGUCCCCACUAACCGGGAAUCUUCUGGUCAUCACCUGGCCCUUCUCAAUCCUGGACCAGGCUGUGGAUUGGGCCUAUGACCCAGAAAAAGAGGAGCUCUUUGUAGCAACAGGCAGCUCCAAUGUGCUGGUAUUUGACACAACCCGCUGCCCUUGCCCAGCCAAGUAUCUCUUAUGCACCUCACCAAAUUCUCAGGACAUGGUACAAUGCCUGGCUUAUGGGCAUUUCCACCUGGGGCGGGGUCUAGAAGGACUCAUGUUCUCUGGACACCAGAGUGGUAUGAUCAGAGUGCUUUCCCAGCACAGCUGUGCCCGAAUAGAGAAAUUCGUGCACUUUGGGGCUGUAUUAGCACUCUCUACACUGCCCGGAGGGCUUUCUGGUGGCCGAGAAAACUCUUUGCUCUGUUCCUAUGGAAUGGAUGACUAUGUACACCUAUCAGAAGCUGUGCUUGAGGGGAUCAGAGUGCAUUUGCGGCCCCUCGCCAGCAUUAUCAGCAGCUGUCACCUAACACACCUGAUACUCUUGCCCAAGUCUGUGGGUGCCAUCACAGAGACUAACUGCCUGCGCCUCUGGAAGUUCCGUGAUUUUAUGUCCUCUGGGUCACGGAAAGGCUCGAUGUGCAUAGAGACACUGCCCCUGCACCAGUGUGCCAUCACAUCUUUUGAUGUCUGCCUAUCCUUGAGUCUUUUUGUUACAGGUGGCAGUGAUGGCUCCAUCCGAAUCUGGAACUUCCAUGGUAGACUUGUAGCCAUGGUGGACUCAUCAUUGCACUUUGGCCCACUCUGCUUUGCAAAUGACCGGGGUGACCUGCUUGUCACUUUCAACCAGAGUCUUUAUCUGGUGUCCUGCUUAAAACUGCUUCCCUCAACCCUGCUGGCUCGCCUUUCCUUUAUGGGUAUGACAGAUGAAGUGCUAGAAGCUCCUAAGCCAUUCAUACCAAGCUUCUUCUUCUCUUUUGAGACCAUGUUUGUGCCCAGGUAUAUCUACCUUGGGCAAGGGCAACAGCAAUUAGGGGGUCUGGAGAAACUUGUCAAUAAUCGGGCCAUAGCCUUUGACCAUAACGUGCCACACGUCAUAGAAGAAGAUGAGCAGGGGAGCCCUGUGUUACUGUCUUCCUUCAGACGCGACUCUGUGCAUAAGGAAACUGAUUUGAUGCAGACGAAAAAAACUCUUCAUUCCCAUUAUGUGCUUCCUCCCCAGCUCCACCUGACUACCUGGGAUGGACUAAACCCCUACCAGAUGCUGCGAUGCUACUUUGGUCAUGGGCGGAAAUGGCUCUUGGCUCCUGAUUGCUACAUCCCCAACUCAGUGAUUCGUGCCCGUCUUUGGCCAGAGGGCAGCCCAAUAUACCUACAGUGCAACCUGCACGCACCCAUGCGGGAAUUGGAAUGGGACAAGUCUCAACAAUUCUUCUUCUGGCACAGUAGGGCAAGUGCUAUAAGUGAUGCAGGAGAAUAUUCACAUGAAAAGGAAGAUGAAGACUUCCUAGAAACAAGAAUGUCCAAGGAUAUCACCUACAGUGUCCUUACAGAUUCAGCGAACCGCAGUUGGCUGGGAAGAAAGAUGAGCGAAAUAGCUAUCAAUAGCCUGAUAGAGACGAUUCUCAACAUUAUGACCCAUGCUUCUCCACUGAAGUACCAGUGCUGUAUUGGUGCCCUAGGGCAAAUCUUUGCCUCUUACCAGGUAACUCCACCCCUCCGCUCUGACACAGCCCAUCGUCUGUUGGAUGAUACAACCAAUUCCAAUCCACUGAUCCGAGAGCUAGCCUGGGAAGGACUGAAGCGUCUAGGAAUGAUUACUCAUCUCUUUGCCAUGCCUCUGGCCCAAGGACUAAUGGACAAAGAUGAAAGGGUGAGGAAUAAGGCCCUGAGCCUCAUGGCUGAAACUGGAAUCCAUUCUAAGACCUCACUCUUAAACUUGAUCCAGGACCGAGAUACCUUCCGGGAGAUGCAGCAGGAAAUGGUUGGGGAGGAAGCCCUGGACCAUAUGCUGGGAAUGCGGGCCACAGAUCUCCAAAUCCUUUAUACUCAAGUGGAGCAGCGAUUGAAUGAAAACCUGACUUUAGCACUUGGAGAUGUAAAGCCUACUUUUUCUUUAGAUGUCUCAGAGGCUUCUGAACUUACCUCCCUUUCCAAGAAAACUGAGGAACCUGAAGAAGCGGAAGUUGCCACCAAGCCUAGCAAAGGCCAAAGACGGGGCCGGGCAGGAGGCAGAAAGCACGCCCGAAAAUUUUUGCGGAGCCUCAAGAAGAUGAAGGAAACUGGCACAGAGCCAGGUCCCUUAGAGGGUGAAGGUGAUCAGAGUGAAGCCUUACCACCUGAGGGGGAGGAGUCUAGGUCUUCAAGCUCUAGUACACUGAAAAUUUCAAAAGAUGAAGAACAAGAACUGCCAGAGAAAGAGGCCUCAAAGGAUCAUGUUGCACUGACCCUGAAGAUGCUGAGGACGGUACAUGACAAAAGAGGCAUGAAAGCAACAAAGAGGCGCAAGAGGAAGACAGUAGAAGCUGAGGAAUCUCCAUCUGCUGCUAGGAGAGAAUCAGUUGGGAAGCCGAAGCCAGCGAAAACCAAAGGGCGGGGUGCCUCUGGAGCCCCUGGCCGCAGGACUACUCCUGGAGAUGGCUCAUCAUGGCGGGAUGAUCUGUGUCGUCUUAUGACUCUGAGGAUAUCUGGUUCCCAGACACAAAUGUCAGAAGCUCUAAAUGCUGAGCUAGUGACCACAGCUCAGGAGGUGCUGGCUGAUCGACAGCCCAGCUGGGAGCUCUUUCAGGAGAUCUGCCCCCUGUUGAAGAAAGAAAGUGAGGUCCUGUUUGAGGAUCUUGAUUGGGAUGUAGCCUGGCCAGAGGAGAAACCAGUUUUUAUUCAUGGAGGAGCAAUUAGAGAGGACAUGGUGAUCAGAGACAUGGAAGAGGAGACAAAAGAGGAGCAAGAGCAAAAGGAAGAAAGGGGCAGGCAGGACCUGCAGGAAACCCAAGUGAUUCCCAAAAAAGCCAAGAGAAAGAAAGUUAUUUUUUUAGAAUCUGACCUAACCAAGGGAAAACAAAUAUCAAAGAAAGAAGAAAAGAAACCCUCUAAGAAGGCUUUUAAGCAGGAGAGGAAAUCAGUCCAGAAGGAAACAAAAGUGGUUAAAAAAGAGAGGAAAAUAACAAAAGGAGAGAGGGAUGUGAGUCGGGAAGAGGGGGAAAUGGCCAAAUUAGAGGGGAAAGUAGUUGAGCCAGAAGGAAGUCCAGUUAAGGAAGAGCCAAAGCUGAAUUGGCAGGAAUGGAAGAAGUCCUGGGAUCUGUGGAAACAGGCAUAUGGUGAGACAAGAAUAUCCUCGGAUGAAUGGAGAAAAGCUUGGGAAAAUGGGCAUUUUCAAGAAGAGGAGAAACUACAAAAGGAUGAAGAAAAGCUGUUCCCUGGCAAAGAAAAGCCACAUACGGACAAGAUGAAGCGGACAAGGGAUGAAUGGGCACAGAUCUGGAAAAGGAUGUCAGCCAGGGCCAGGGAGCAAUUUUUGGAGGAUGAGGAGGAAGUGACUCCAGAGGAAGAAUUGUCUCAGGAGUGGGAAGGAGAAGAGGAAGCAGAAGCAGAAGAAGAAGUAAAAGAAGAAGAAGAAGAGCUGAUGACAGAAGAACAGAGAGAGAUCCACGAAGAAUAUAAACAGGCACAGACUGAGAGGAAACGGGCCCAAGUUGAAAUACUACGAGCCCAGGAAGAGAGGAAGCUGGCAGAAGAAGAAAAGAAGCUAGCACAAGAAGAGAGAAAACUGGCUCAGGAAGAGAGAAAACUUGCCAGAGAUUAUGGGAAAAUGGCCCAGAAAGACAGGAAAACAGUCCAGGCAGAGAGGAAUUUUGUCCAGAAGGAGGAAAAACUCGCCCAAAGAGAGGAGAUGCUAAGCCAGGAAGCAGAGAAAAGGGCCCAGCAAAGGAAGAAACUGGCCAUGAAAUUGGAGAAACUGGCUCGAAAAGAAGAGAAAACAGCAAUGAAAGGAGGGAAGCUAGCUGAGGUGAAAAAUAUAUUGGUCCAGAAAUUGGAAAAACUGGCCCAGAAGGAGCAAGAUCUAGAAUGUCAAGAAAAGGAACUAGCUCAGGAAGUAGAGGACCUGGCAUGGGAAGAGGAGGAACUGGCUUUGAAAGAAGAGGAAGUGAAUCAGGAAGAGGAGGAAAUGGCUAAGGAAGAGGAGACACUGACUGAGAAGGAGAAGACACUGGCCUCACAAGAGGAGAAAAUGGAUAUUGAAGAGAAAAAAUUAGCCCAGGAAGAAGAGCUGCUGAUCCAGGAAGAAAAGAAACUGGCCCAGGACAAGGAAACACUGCCUAGGGAAGAGGAAAGACUUGCUCAGAAAAGGGAGCAAUUGACAAAGAUUAACCAAAAACUGGCCCAGGAAAGGAAAAAAUUGGCCCAAAACAAGGAAGAAAUCACCAAAACCAAGGAACUACUAGCCUGGAGGCAGAUGACUCUGGCUAGGGAAGCAAAUCUAGCUGAGGAGAAGUUGAAACUGGCUCAGAGGAAAGAAAAAUUAAUCCAGCUCAAAGAAAGCCUCAGCAAGAACAGAAAGAAAUUAGUCCAAGAAAAGGAGAAAUUGGGCAUGUACAAGAAGAGACUGGUUCAGAUAGAGGAGAAGGUGAUGGAGGAAAAGGCAAAACUUUUCCAGAAGAAGAACAAACUGGCUAAUGAAGACGAAAAACUAACCCAAUUAGAGAAAAGCCUGGCUGAGAAACAGCACAAACUAGCCCAGGAUAAAAUGGAAUUAGCUAUGGGGAAGAGGGCGCUAUUCCAAGAACUGAAACAACUCAGAAGUGACUGGUCUAUUACUAGAGAAGAAAAGGCACUGGGCAUGGAAAUGGAGAAACUGGCCUGCGAAAAGGUGAGACUGGCUGAGGGGCAGGAAACUCUCUUCAAGGAAAAGACUCAAGAAACUUCAAGACAGAAAAGACUAACUGAAGGUGAACUAGAACUAGUUAAGAGGAAACUGUCACUAGAGGAGAAGAUAGUGGUCUAUGAAGAUAGGAUAUUGGCCACAGAGCAAACAGAUAUUGCCAAAGGAAACCUGGAGUUUACCAAAGGAGGGAGAGUGUAUGCCCAGGAAGAAAGAAAGUUAGCCAGAGUGAAAAGGAAAUUGGCUAAAGAAAGCAAGGACAUUCCCAAGGAACCCUUAAAAUUGAGCAGCAAAAUAUUAAAGAUACUUCAAAACCUUAUCAAAGAAGAAAGGAAACUAACCCAGGAAAAAAUACAGAUGACAAAGUUAAAGAGAUUAUUCUUUAUUAAGGAAAGGGAACUGAACAAGAUACAGAAUGAACUCGAUGCCAAAGAGUGGGAUUUUUCUGAGGAACAACCAGAAAUUACGACAGAUGAAAAGAAACUGGCUAAGAGGCAGAGAAAACUGGCCAAGGAAAUGAGAAGGAUGAUAAGGAAAGAGAAAAAAAUGACUGAAAAAGAAAGCAGAUUGGCCAGGCAACAGAGAGAAGUCAUGCAGGAAGAAGAGGAGGAAGAAAUAACAGAGGAAGAAGAGGCAAAACCAUUCCUUAAACAAAGGCCAAGAAAGACAAAAGAGCUAAAGAGAGUUGAUAUGCAACAGGAAGAGUUUCCCGGUCAAGUACAUGAAGUACAAAGCAUGAAAAGUGAAGAGAGCUUUUCUGAAGAAAUGGAGAGCCUGUUAGAUGAAGUAGAGCAAGAGAGUCUGUCUGAGGAAGAGGAGGAGGAGGAAGAGGAAGAGGAGGAGGAGGAGGUGGAAGAGAAGGUGGAAGAGGAGGAGGAGGUGGAAGAGGAAGUAGAAGUGGAGGAAAUGAAGGAGGAGGUGGAGGAGGAGGAAGAGAAGAAGAAGAAGAAGAAAAAGAAGAAGAAGUUGGUGCAGGAGGAGGAGGAGGUGCUUGAGAGGGAGAAAAGCAUGAGCGAGGAAGAAAUGGAACGUUGGAGUGAGAAAGAGGAGGAAGAAGAGGAGAGAAGCAUGUUGGAAGAAGUGGUAGAUAAGGAAAAAAAGACCUUUAAAAAGGAAAAACUGUUUGAGUUACCAAAAGAAAGAAAAAAAGACCUAAGAGGAAGAGAAGCUGUCCCUUUUACCAGGAAAAAAAUCCCUGAGGUCAAAGGCAGUGCUAUAAAACUGGGAUUUCUGGAAAGCCCUUCCAAGCAACUGUUCUCAGUAGUUCUGGGGAAGGAAGAAAAGACACCAGCACCAGUGUCAAUUAAACAAACAUCCUGGGAAGACCAGGCCACAGUACUCGACAUAUCCAGGGUAUUCCCAAGGACAGGGUUUAUGGAUAAAGAAGAGCAACUGUUAAAGAAAUAUAAACCCAUGUCUUUACAAUUUUUGGAUACAGUUUUGGAGUCCCAAGAGCCUGAUUUAAAAACCCCGUAUUUAUCCCACAUAUUGAAGAAAACCAUGGAAGCUCAUAAACUCCAAGGCAAACCACUAGGGGCUAAGUGGCAGUCGCUGUUGCAGCGUCAUCCAUCUCUGAAGGGACAGACUGAGGUAAAAUUACCUGUAUCCAAAAUUCUAGCUGAGGAAAUAUAUGCAGACGUAAGCCUCUCUGAUGUAGAGUGGAUACACCAUGUCCUAGAACAAAUGGAAGCAGGAGAACAGAUUUCCAGGGAUAGUUUCCAUAGAUUGUGCCAGCUUCUCAAAGACCUCACCGAAAAGGAAAAGUUAGAGUGGAUGCACCUGGCCAAACUUGAAACCAUUGUGUACCGUCACAGGCAGAUCCUGGAAUCACGAAGCACACGUAUCUCAAAACCCAGUAAGGAACCCAUGGGUCCAAAAUACCUUAAAGUGAUCCCUCCUAUAAAAGGAAAGGAAAAGGAAAUCUGGCUAAAACCUUUGGCUGUGUCCACACCAAAGUCACCAUUAGCUACCAAAAUGAUCCCAGACUCAAAGGCUAUAAAUUGGCAGCUUCUAGGAGAGCCUUACAGGAGUGCACGGGCAGAGAAGAUAUCCACUGCUCUCAAGGAGAUGGAGACGCAACGCUACUAUCCUGCCACAAAAGACAUUUUCACGGGUGCCCUUGACUCUGUGGAAAAACAAACUCUAGCACUGAUGUUUCAAAAGGACUUCCGGGCUUUUAAGGGUAAGGGCAGAUUUCCCAAAUUGCCCAAGUUGGAAAAGAAGGCACAGCCCAUCUCUAAAAAAAAGGAAGAGGUGCCUCUAUGGGAGACAUUUGUGGCAUUGUACCAUGUCUUGCGGAUGUUGCAGGAGCGAUAUGCGAAAGACAGUGCUGCUUGGAUGGAACGGUUCUCCCGCCUCAUGGACCUGUACCACCUUAAGUCCCCCCGAAUCCAGAGGCUGCUACAGGAACUGCUCCUGAGAGAGGAACCCCAAUCCCAAGAGGUCACUUACAAAGAGGCACUAAAGGCCAUAGAGCUAGCUCCUGGGGAGCGGUUGUUCUACCACCUGUUCUGUGGUGGCUCUCACACCCCCAGAGGUCCUCUGGAGUUCCAGGAGGUGGUUCCCCUCCCAGGGCAGAACAAUGUACGUACCAUGCUCCCUAUGGGCGUUGCCCAGUAUGGGAUCUUAGAACUUGCCUGGAAGAGUUUGCCCCAAGCUGAUUUACACCUCACCAAAGAAUCACCCUACGUCGUUGUGCCUACCCCCUAAUUUAGGACUGGAGGGAUAGGGCUUUUCAUUCCCACCUGGAGAAAGGCCUUAUCACCUGACUCUAGAUCUUUAUCCCUGG
Sus scrofa (pig) is the source of this 8853-nucleotide messenger RNA. The record is from RefSeq and is a predicted model, not a curated record. NCBI's taxonomy places the organism in Eukaryota, Metazoa, Chordata, Mammalia, Artiodactyla, Suidae.